UACCACAUCAUGUGACAUGGGCAAGAUGAGCUUCAUACAGCUUUCAAAACAACUGGGAACUUGGAAAUCCCUGAAUUACGAUAUCAAUGCCUUCAAGAUGCCUCCGACUUUCCGACCUAAAGAUCACUAAACGUCAUGAUUUUACCUUGUUUUUCCUGAGAUCCCAGUUUUCAUGAAAGCGCCACAAGCUGUACUCGGAAGUGACGCCAGCUGCUGGAUCAUUUUAGUGUGCAGUGAGCCAAGCAUAAAAAAGUGUCAACUCAACCAGACAGUGAGAACCAAAAUACAAUACCCAAAAGUAAAGAGUCGAGCCAAAGAACAGCAGUCGGAAACUGAGAAUUACAACUGUAUCAUUGAAAACUAGAGUAUCUGAAAGGAGUGCAUUAUGAACCCAGUGUACAACCCUGCACCAACAGGGGUCCCCUAUGUCAACCCUAAGGGACAUUUAGUAGGAUACCCAGCUGGAUUUCCUGGGGGGUACUCGGCUGGCCCUGCUUACACUCCCAACAUGUACCACCCUGGAGCCAACCACCCAGCCUUCCCCACAGGUUACGCUCCGGGCACUCCUUUUAAAAUGACCUGCUCGCCCACCACGGGGGCUGUCCCACCCUACUCCUCAUCACCCAACCUCUAUCCUGCAGCAGUCUUCCCUGUGAGGAGCACCUACCCCCAACAGAACCCCUACACACAGCAGCAAGGCACUUACUACACACAGCCUCUGUACGCAGCCCCACCCCAUGUCAUUCAUCACACUACAGUGGUCCAGUCCAAUGGGAUGCCAGCAGCCAUGUAUGCCCCGCCCAUGCAUCACCAGUCCCGCCCCCACAACGGCGUAGCCACGGGGAUGAUAGCAGGGACCACUAUGGCCAUGUCAGCCGGAACUUUGUUGACGCACUCCCCGACCCCCCACCAAGUUACAAUGCCCACAUAUCGACACCCAGGCGUGCCCACCUACAGCUAUGUUCCCCCCCAGUGGUAAAGUGAUGACACUGUCAGAAGAUCGUAGAUAUGCAUUCACACUCCAGUUGGUGAUGACGCUCUCUGGUGUCUCGUGUCAGCUGUUCUUCCUUCCUUUCCAAGCAUACUGUGAAUCUGAAGCCCAACUACAAAACAACACCAGGUGUGUUCAGAACAGGAUGAAGGGAAUAUUCCUACUGCUGACUAUUCCUGUUUUGAAUGAUGCUGUCCAAGAGUCCUUCACUCACUCUGCUGCAUAUCUUGUGUCUGACGGCUAAGUUGUGUUUUGUGUACUGCCUUGCAAUUUUUAUAGCUAACUCUAUUAAGUGGUGCAAAGGGAGUUUGAAUUUGUUUUGCUGUUGGGAUCCAUAUUGAGUUGAAUGUGUGUGUGUGUAUAUACACUGAGUGUAUGAACACCAGGAACACCUUCCUAAUAUUGAGUUGCACACCCCUUUGCCCUCAGAACCGUUUUAAUUCAUUGGGGCCUGGACUCUACAAGGUGUCAAAAUCAUUCCACAGGGAUGCUGGCCCAUGUUGACUCCCCCCAAUGCUUCCCACAGUUGUGUCAAGUUGGCUGGAUGUCCUUUGGGUGGUGGACCAUACUUGAUACACAAUGAAAUCAAUGAGCGUGAAAAACCCAGUAGUGUUGCAGUUCUUGACACAAACCGGUGCGCCUGGCACCUACCAUAACCCGUUCAAAGACAGUCUUUUGCCAAGCCCAUUCACCAUCUGAUUGGCACACGUACACAAUCCAUGUCUCAAGGCUUGAAAAUCCUUCAAUAAGGGAUCAUAGCUUUCACCUGGAUUCACCUGGUCAGUCUCAUGGAAACAGCAGGUGUUCUUAAUGUUCUCAGUGUAAAAGAAGAAAUAACACGAGCUCAAUCUACCUUCCGUGACUAAUGCAAAAUCAUCAAAAAGAAAAAUUCUAAUGAACUACAAAAGAAAGAAAAAAAACUGCAAUUUUGAAUGACUGAUGCCAUCUCUUAAUGUGAAACAUUAAAAGAAAGGAACAAGUUAAUUUCACACAAACAGGUAACUUGAGUUUAACACACAAUGCUGUGCAGAACAAUUGUUUUCGUUGCUUGUUUUUGGUAAUGUUGCUAGGAUGCAUUUAUUUCUCUGGGGGAUGCUGUGUUAACAUUUGUCUGUUGGCCAUUUUCGUAUUAUGGGAAAAUUGGCCUUUUUGAGUUUUAAACCUCUGUCUCAGAUGUCUGAUAUCCAACACGAAAACAUUAUUCACGUUCUUUGCCCAUGGAAGAUGUGACACAGACUUGAGUCCUAAAGGUCUUAGGCCAAUGGUCCAAGAGAAAGGAAACGAUGAGACCCUGAACAGUGCUUUACUUCACCGGACCUGAGUACAGGCACCUCCAAUGUUUUACUGCUUGAGCUCCUGUUCCCAUUAGCUAAAAAGUAUCUGGCACCCAAAAUGAGUACAGGCACCAAUUUCAGUUCAACUCAAGUACUGGCCCUAGCAGGAUGACUCAGACCUGUCAUGACAGUUCAUCUAUUUCUGGUCACAAAGGAAAGGAUUUGAGGAAAGGAAGCAAUUUACAACUAUUCGGACUCCAUCCGACAGUGAGUGAUGGAGCGAGAGCAUUUGUAUGCAUGUGAGCGUGUUUGUGUUUAAUUCUAUUAGCUGAACGCGGAUUCAAAUACUAAAGCCAUUGUGCAGACAGACGUAAUGUAUGUAUCACACCUGAACAUUUCUACAGAUUCCUUUCUGUUAUUGGUUUGGGUUUAACCACACCAAGAGCUACAGACUUUAACAGGUUUUAAACUUUUAUCCUGGAUUUAUUUGAAUGGAUUAAAUAGAUUAGAAUUAGAAUAGCGCUAUUGGAAGAAAAUACACAUUUGAGAUGCUCUGUUUUAAGGAAGCCAGAACUUGACAUUGUUUGCUAGUCACCUCAAGGCUCCACCAGAACUUACCAAUAUAUCAUUGUCUUUGAUUUGCUCGUCUAUAGUGCCUUUACAAGAUGUCACCUCAGUUACUGAAUCUGUUUUGUAAUGUUUUAUGUGUUUUUGUUUUUUUUAUUUUCAAGAAAGACCAAAAAAUACAAUUAUGAGAAUUGUCAA
Messenger RNA from Oncorhynchus nerka (sockeye salmon), 3030 nucleotides. Its product is annotated as myelin-associated neurite-outgrowth inhibitor-like. The transcript is spliced from 7 exons. NCBI's taxonomy places the organism in Eukaryota, Metazoa, Chordata, Actinopteri, Salmoniformes, Salmonidae. The record is from RefSeq and is a predicted model, not a curated record. The coding region runs from base 386 to 979 and encodes 197 amino acids.